Messenger RNA from Dothidotthia symphoricarpi CBS 119687, 861 nucleotides. RefSeq names its product S-adenosyl-L-methionine-dependent methyltransferase. The transcript has a single exon. The record is from RefSeq and is a predicted model, not a curated record. Gene Ontology annotation, molecular function: protein-lysine N-methyltransferase activity. Gene Ontology annotation, biological process: peptidyl-lysine dimethylation; peptidyl-lysine monomethylation. NCBI's taxonomy places the organism in Eukaryota, Fungi, Ascomycota, Dothideomycetes, Pleosporales, Dothidotthiaceae. Bases 127 to 861 code for a protein of 244 amino acids. Gene Ontology annotation, cellular component: cytoplasm.
AAACUAGACUAGACCCUCACACCCCCUCCCCUCGCUAAUCCCCCACCCCGCAUUCCAAAAAAUCUCACGAACCCCACCUAGACUCUACCCCUCCACCACAAACCCAACCCGAACAAACAGCCCAAAAUGACAACCCCCACACACCUCGACCCCUCAGCCCUAGGCACAAAAUCCUACUGGGACACAGCCUACACCACCGAGCGGCAAAACUUCUCCUCCAACGCCGCCGACGAAGGCACGAUAUGGUUCAGCGACGCGGGCGCCGAGGAGCGCAUGCUAGGGUUUCUGGAAGAUUUGGAAGACGAGGGGUGUUUGCGCAAAGAGGACGAUGAAGAUGGAGCGACGAGGUUUCUGGACUUAGGGACGGGGAAUGGACAUUUACUUUUUGCGUUGAGGGAGGAGGGGUGGAGCGGCGGGAUGGUUGGGGUCGAUUACUCUGCGCAGAGUGUUGGGCUUGCGGGGGAGAUUUUGGAUGGGAAGAGGAGGGAUGAGGGGGAGGAGUAUGCGGAUAUUGCGUUUAUGGAGUGGGAUAUCCUAUCGCAGGCGCCUGGGACAUGGCUGGGGGGCGGGUUUGAUGUCGUGCUGGAUAAGGGCACGUUUGAUGCGAUUUGCCUGUCUCAGGAGACGGAUGCGCAGGGGCGGCGUGUGUGUGAGGGGUAUCGGGAGAGGGUUGAGCCGUUGGUGCGGAAGGGGGGUCGGUUCUUGAUUACGAGCUGUAAUUGGACGGAGGAGGAGCUGAGGGGGUGGUUUGAGGGUGAGGGGAGUGGGCUGGAGUUUGAGGGUAAGGUCAAGUAUCCGAGUUUCACGUUUGGGGGCAAGACGGGGUCGAGUGUGGUCACGCUGUGCUUUAAGAGGGUGUGA